This is a messenger RNA of Trichobilharzia szidati, 810 nucleotides long. NCBI's taxonomy places the organism in Eukaryota, Metazoa, Platyhelminthes, Trematoda, Strigeidida, Schistosomatidae. The record is from the annotation of a GenBank genome assembly.
AUGACUGCGCGUCACGCACCAACACAAAAUAAUUUUCGAAUAUUCCUUCUUUCUUUCCUCGAGUCUUCAUACUGCUUGAAGUGCCUUUCACCUGUAACACUGAUAAAAGAUGUUGUUAAAGAAGUUGAACUAUGCAUCGGAAUAUCCAGUGAUCUAAUGCAUAUAAGCUUUAUCGACAAGGGGGACCUGCACAGCGAUUUAUCUUUGACUGAUUCCAACAUAGUGAAUGGAUCAAGUCUUCUUGUUACUACUUCAAAGCCUCUGGAAACUCUGUUUAAAUCUAUAAUCAUAAAUCAAGGUUUGUCAGAGUUUUUUCCUUGUCCAACUGGAUUUCUCAUCAAUGUCUCGGUCAAGCAGCGGCAGGAAUUUAUCAAACGUCGACUGAAUACUGCUUUACUGUUUUCCUCAGGUUUGGGCAUAGCAAAUGUUUGUAACACAUUAAUAUGUUUAGGUGCAAAUAUAAACGCUACAACAAAACUUGGUCGAACAGCUCUACACAUAGCUGCUGCUCACUCCUCCUCACCAUCAUCGUCAUUCGAAGAAGUAAUUAAAAAUCUUGUGGAAAGAGGCGCGAAUAUGAAACUGAAAGAUGCUUUCGGUGAAACAGCAUUGGAUGUAGCUAAACGCUAUGGAAAUCGUCAUACAGUUUGUUUGCUGCAACGAUUGAACUGGUUACAAAGAUGUCAGUCAGCUAAACCUCAAUAUUUGGAUAUACCGCUUAAAACUUUUCAAAUGUGUGAUUCAGCCAAUCCAAAAUGGCGUAGAAAUAUUAAUGGUCAAAUUUAUUUACAGGUUGGUAGUAAAUGUUAA